Caenorhabditis briggsae is the source of this 3795-nucleotide messenger RNA. RefSeq names its product Protein CBR-USP-48 (gene Cbr-usp-48). Gene Ontology annotation, molecular function: cysteine-type deubiquitinase activity; cysteine-type endopeptidase activity. Gene Ontology annotation, cellular component: nucleus; cytosol. Gene Ontology annotation, biological process: protein deubiquitination. The record is from RefSeq and is a predicted model, not a curated record. The transcript is spliced from 10 exons. Lineage: Eukaryota; Metazoa; Nematoda; Chromadorea; Rhabditida; Rhabditidae. The coding region runs from base 1 to 3795 and encodes 1264 amino acids.
AUGACUAAAGACGUUGAGAAAAAACCGAAGGAACGACCCAAUACACGGAAGCUUGCAUUUCGGAAAGAGGCGAUUGAUGUUCUGAUUGAUCUUGAAGAAAAUGAAGUUACUUUUCAAAAAGCGAUGGAAGUUGCAAAAUUAGACUGCACAAGAUGUAAACUUCACGAAACAUCUCACAAUCCAAAACCGAGCAACUGUCGUGAUAAUCCAUUUUGCAUCUCCCGUCUGGGACUUGAAAAAUUUGACAAGCUAAUCGCUUUGGAGCAAGAAACUAAAGAAGAGGCGAAAAAAGAUCAAAAGCGUCGAGAUCUGAAUGAGCAACCAGCAGGAUUGAUUAAUGGUGGAAACUUCUGUUAUGUUAACAGCUUCCUUCAAGUCUGGUUCAACGUUCCCGAAUUCCGUCAGCUUGUCUAUGAUUUCAGAACUUCUCCUGACUUCGAACCACCUCCAGCCCCACGAAUGGAUGUGCAGGCUACGAUGUUGGCUCUUCAGGACAUCUUUUACACACUGCAGACCACCCCAUUUAAUGAUGCUGAUAAGACUUCUGGUCUCGGGAAACUAUUGCGGCUGAACACUGAGCAGCAGGAUUCUCAGGAAUUUGGCUUGAAGUUUUUCAAUGCUCUCGAACGGUGUUUACCGGACCAUCCAAAUGGUCAAGAGUCCAUGAGAAGAUUAGGCGAAAUCUUCACUGGUGAAAUUUGUACUCGAAUCGUUUGCAAAUGUGGUCAAAAGUCUGAAAGAGGUGAAACGGCAAUCUCGUUGCUUCUCAAUAUUGAAAACCGUUCAACUCUCUUGGACGCUCUGGAUGCACAUUUUGGAGAAGAACAACUUGACGAUUACAAAUGCUCGAAAUGUAACAAGACAGGAGGCACUACCAAGCAGUCAGACUAUGUUAAACUACCACCUGUCGUUGUUAUUCAGUUGAAUCGAUACAAAUACACAGCGAAGGGCCGUCAAAAGCUGAAGACUCCAAUUGCUUAUCCGAGAGAAAUUCCAGCAAGAGCUUUCCAAAGAAUCGAUCAGUCGAAUCCACCACCAGCAGAGUUCUACGAUCUUUUUGCUGUCACGAUUCACGAAGGAAACAAUGCAGAAUGCGGUCAUUACUACGAUUUGAUCAAAUCACCAUACAGCCAAAAAUGGUAUCGAUAUAACGACGAGACUGUUGAAGCGAUAGCUAAAGCUCCGGGAACAGACAAACCAACCACCGCAAAGAACGAAAAAUCCCGGAAGAAGGAAAAAGAAAAGUAUCCGACAGAUCAGAAAGCAUGCUACGGUCUAUUGUAUCGCCGUCGUGACGCUAUUCUACCGUUGCCUCAUCCAAUUCUUCCUCCAGAGGAGUAUAUUGCAGCAUCUAAAGCUGAUAUUGAAGAGCAUUUCGAAGGACUGACAAAGAAAAAGAUAGAAAAGAGCGAAAAGAGGUUGUAUGAUUUAGAAAGGCGGAUUCAUAAACUCAGGACCACUUUUUCAAAGUUAGAAACCCAUGUAGACAAGUAUGGUUCGGCUUCAGACAUAGUUUUGCUGCCGGUUUCCAUGCUUUAUGAUAUUCUUGCACAAGAAUAUGUAGUUGCGAAGGGUGAGAAGAAGAAAGAUAAAAAAGAGCCAGAGAAUGUAGAAGAAAAGAAGAACACAGAGGAAGAAGAUCUCGCCGCAGCCAUCGCAGCUUCAGAGGCUGAUCAAUUGGCUCUCCUGACUGGUCAAGCUUCUACUUCGGCUGCUUCAGAAGCUAUGGAAACUGAAGAUAACGACGAGUUAGGAGAUGAUAGGGAAACACCAUACGAAGAACAGGAUGUGGUUGACCCCGCUGUGGAAACUGAGGACUUGGUCGAGUCCCCAAGUAAUACGCCCACCAAAGAGAUAGAUAUUCUAGCAAUUGCUAUGGAAGAAUCUGCACUUCCUACUGUUGAUGCACCAUCUCAGGAGCAAAAAAAACGAACCCGUCCACAAAACGGUGAUGUGAAAUAUGUGUUCAAUAGUCGAUCCCCACGGAAGAGUACAGUCGGGACACCAGGACAUAGUCCACAGAAGCAGCCACUCUCCAGUCGAGUCGCUGCACUUCUCAGCACUCAUGAAAUUGCUGUUUGUGGUCAUGGGAAACUGUCAAUCGACUCGAUUCUUUAUGGAGAUGUGAAGGCAGUCGCUAGAGGACCAGCGAUAUCUCUGCUCAAAGAGUACGAUUUUCGAACAAAACAUGAAUACGAAAACGGAGACAAGGUUUAUCCUAAUACAGAUAAAGAUAUUCAAGUAUUCACAGCAGAGGAUAUCUGCAUGGAGUGUAUCAGAGAGAUGCGUGAUGAAGGCGUUUUCAACAAUCAGCUAGAAGACGACGACAGAAUGGUUCGAAAAAUCCUGAAAGAAGAAAAGCAAAGAUGCUCUGUGAAGUGUGCUGCCAAGCGUCCAGAAGGAAAUAUUUACGUCGCGAAGUUCGCUCUAUCAAACUUCAAGAAAUCGGCGAUCGCUGUUCGAGAAAACAGAUUAGCUGGAUUGCAUACUAAAAAAGGAAUUCUCUAUUACGACUCGCUGGAAACGCAGAAGAAAGAUGCAAAUUAUCAAACAGUAUCCAACCUGAAACGAGCACGAAAAGGACAGGCAAGCAAAUUUGCACCGGAAACACCCGCAAAAAUGCAGAAAUUGGAUGAAGAAGGUCUGGUUGAACAAAUGCCAAAUGAGUUUGAAGAUGAUGACAAUAUGAGUGGAAUUGAGCCUACCACAUCUGAGCAAAAUGAUCUGACGAAACCAGUUGAUUCAGAAGGCGUGAAACAUCCAGAGAACAUCGAAUUCAAUUCGGAACUUCGCUGUUCUCAUGGUGGAGUGAACUUUAGUCAAUUCAGACAUUCUGUAUCAGCUGAAGAGUGGGCACAACUCAAACGUUACUUCGACAAGUGCUAUGAGGUGAAAUGCUCCACGGCUGUGUGCGAUUUGUGCCGACAACAGGAGGCGGAGGCCCAAACUGGAUCUGACAAUAUGCGUGUAGCAGUUAGAGAGAUGCGGAAAAGAAUCAACGACACACUGAAGAAUAUUGAAGCAAGAGGCGAGGAGAAAAAUGAUGAAGGAGUGGAGUACGGUAUAUGCAGCACAUUCAUUGAUAAAUUGAAAAAGUUGACGAAUCGUCAAUCGACAAACCCUCCAACGAUCUGCCAAGAAUGUCUUAUGUGUAAUAGACAUUCCAAACCUUACAAGGGUUUUGCGAACGAGGAUAAUCAGAAAGAUGCUCAUAUUGUCGGACUCACGAGCGAUGAAUGGGAAACGAUUGUUAACGAAAUUCGCAAUCUGGAAAUCACUGGCGACGGUCAAGCAAUUCCAGUCGAACCGAAGCCAGUAAGAAUAGAAAAUGGACGAAUUGUAGACUUGUGUGAACCUUGUCAUGAGCAGCACAUAAAGUUUACUGAAGAGCAAAAGUACAUGUUUGAAAACGAGAAUAUUUAUGUGAAACUAAUCAAUCCAAACGAUGAGGAAGAUGUGUCUAAAUCGAACGGAAAAUCAAGAAGAGGUCGUUCCAAGAACGUCUACGCGAUCAAAUUGUCUUCGUCAAACAAGCUAUUGGAGUUAAAGGUUCAAUUGUACGACAAGACACAUCAGCUACCCAAUGAUCAACUUCUGUAUCGGACAGUCGGCGGAGAGCAGUUCGACGUCAGCAACAACACGAAGACACUGUUUGAUCUCAGACUUGCACCCAACAACAGCGACAAUCCACUCAUUCUUAUUGCUCAACAGUUCUCGCCGUCGUCAAAUCAAUCUGAGGAAACUGGAGAUCGUGCUCCUGAACGUGGGUUCGUUGACACUGCACUUGCUCACUAA